Molecule: messenger RNA, 2521 nt
Organism: Alosa sapidissima (American shad)
Lineage: Eukaryota; Metazoa; Chordata; Actinopteri; Clupeiformes; Clupeidae
Gene: tmem87a
Exons: 21
Coding region: 61-2085 (674 amino acids)
Biological process (GO): retrograde transport, endosome to Golgi
Cellular component (GO): membrane; Golgi apparatus
Source: RefSeq, a predicted model, not a curated record
UUAUUAUGUAGAACCGCGGAAGAGAUUGCUCGUAGAGUUGUCACGUCGAUUGACUUGUAAAUGGAAAUGGCGUCUUUUCCGACCACGUCAUUAACGUCCGGCUCCUUAAGAAUAUUAUUUUAUGUCUUUAUUUUAGAGUUAUUAUUAAUUCAGCCAUUAAACGCGGUGUCAGAGCCGGGGAAAUGGAUCUUGAAGGUGGACAGUGACAUGAUCACGAAUAAGGAAAACUAUUUCCUUUUCUCGAAGACGAUGUUCAACAACACAAUCAUUGAACUGAAAUGGUCCUCUCACUGUCCAGAUGUCAAUGUCUCUUUCUCUGUAUCCUGGGUCCUGCGUAGCUCACGCUGUUAUGAUGAAAUUUUCACUAGUGAUCUCACUAAAUACUUCAGCUCUGUCAGCGUCGAGCAGGAGGGGGGUACAGGCUCGUACAUCCGUCAUGAAUACAAUCCUAUCCUGUGUCCAUCCCAGUCCAGCGCCAUGGCGGUACGUGGGUCUUUUGCGGUGGAGAAUUUUGAUGUUCCAAUAAGGCUUAAGGAAGGAAAGCCACAGGCUAUAGUGGCCAAUGUGAGACACAGGAGAGAAGCAGAAAAUAAAAAGGCUGAGGGGAGCCUGAAGGAGCCAGAGAAAAAGGCUGAAACAGGUGCAGAGAACAAAGACACGGCAAAGGUGCCUAAACCACCUGAGAAGGCCGCACAACCUAAGAAUGCCGUCAUACCAUCUGAGAAGGUCGCACCAGCAGAGAAGGUCGCACCAGCAGAGAAGGUCGCACCAGCAGAGAAGGUCGCACCUGCAGAGAAGGUCGCAUCAGCAGAGAAGGUCGCACCAGCAGAGAAGGUCGCACCAGCAGAGAAGGUCGCACCUGCAGAGAAGGUCGCAUCAGCAGAGAAGGUCGCACCAGCAGAGAAGGUUGCAUCAGCAGACUCCAACAAGCCCCACUACGCUGUGGCACGCACCUGGGAGGACGCGCCCUACAUGUUCAUCCUGUGCAUCACCACGGAUAUCACGGAGAAGAACGACAAAGCCAAGUGGAACGCUGAAUUUGAGAUCCGCAUGCGAGGACCCCAUGACUAUGUCUCAGCCACAGAGUGGCCUCUCAUGAUAUUCUACAUGGUCAUGUGCAUCAUCUACGUGGUGCUGGGAGUGCUGUGGUUGGGGCUGUCCGCCUGCUACUGGAGGGACCUGCUGCGCAUCCAGUUCUGGAUCGGAGGGGUCAUCUUCCUGGGCAUGCUGGAGAAGGCCGUCUUCUACGCCGAGUUCCAGAGCAUCCGCUACGAUGGCCUGUCAGUGCAGGGAGCUGUGCUGUUUGCGGAGGUGCUGUCUGCUGUGAAGAGAACGUUGGCUCGGGUCCUCGUCAUCAUCGCCAGUCUGGGCUAUGGCAUUGUCAAGCCUCGGUUGGGUGCGCUCCUGCACAGGGUGGUCGGCGUGGGGAUGCUCUACCUCGUCUUCUCCGUGGUGGAGGGAGCGCUGCGGGUCAACUCGGAGCAGGGCGAGUCCAGCCGUCUGCUGUGUGACGUAGUGCUGGCCGUCACUGACUCCUGCAUAGUGUGGUGGAUCUUCAUCAGUCUGGCCCAGACCAUGAAGCUGCUACGCCUGCGGAGGAACGUGGUGAAGCUCUCGCUGUACCGACACUUCACCAACACGCUCAUCUUCGCCGUCAUCGCCUCCGUGAUCUUUAUCGUAUGGACUACCAACACCUUCAAGUUCUCCAAAUGCCAGUCCGACUGGCGAGAGCUGUGGAUAGACGAUGCCUUCUGGCGCUUCCUCUUCUCCACCAUCCUGCUGGUCAUCAUGUUCCUCUGGAGGCCGUCCGCCAACAACCAGCGGUACGCCUUCAGCCCUUUGGUGGACGAGGAGAGUGAUGAGGAAGAGAAGGAGCAGCUGGUCAACGAAGCCUUUGAGGGGGUGAAAAUGAGAGGAAUGAAAGCAGAGACAAAUGGAACUGCCAAGCCCAAUAAAGUGGACGAGGAUCUGAAGUGGGUGGAGGAGAAUAUCCCCUCGUCCAUGGCUGACGUUGCAUUGCCCCCUUUGCUGGAUUCCGAUGAGGAGACCAUGGCAACAAAAUUUGAGAUGUCGAAAAUGGAGUAGGAUGCAGACGUUGCUGUACGUAAUGUAAAUACUGAUAUGUGUGUGUAUGUGUGCACACAUCCAUGUGGGAGAUGGAGAGUGUGUGUGUGUGUGUGCACAAUUGUGUGUGCCCGUGUGGGAGAUAUUUGUGUGUGCCCGCGUGUGUGUGUAUGUAUGGUUUGUGUGUGCACGCGUGUGUGUGAGCGUAUGUGUGUAUGUAUGGUUGUUUCUUUUACGCACUCUUAUGUAAAUACAGCUGAAUGAAGGCAAUGUGAAUUACCAAUGAGAGAAACGUUGGUUUUCUUUUUAUUGCUUGAGUGUAUUUAUUUUUUCACAGACACUAUUCUGUUCUCUUAAUAAUUUUGUUACAGACUGUAUUAUGCCUUCGACUGUUGUUUACAUAUCUGGAGUCAAUAAAACAUCACAUAUGGCUGUAACCGAUGUGAUAAAGAAACAA